AUGUUGAGAAGUACAUUAAAAUCAACGGUUCGCACAUCGGGCUUUUUAGCGACCAAAUUACAAAACAACUUUUCCACGCAAUCAACUAACCUCGCCGCUUAUGGUUUCAUCGGUUUAGGUCAGAUGGGACAACAUAUGGCAAGACACAUCUAUGAAAACUUGGAUGAAGGUGACACCUUGUAUGUUUACGAUACCAACCCGGUAGCUGCUGCCAACUUUGUUGAAACAGUCACUACGCAAACCCCGCAAAACAACGAGAAACUAAAAGUAUACCCAGAUCUCAAAAGUUUCACGGACCUGGGAAACGAGGCUUUGGAUUUUAUUGCCACUAUGGUUCCAGAGGGAAAACACGUCAAAGCUGUUGUGGAGGAGCUUGUUGAGAAUGCUGCUGCCAAUGGCAAUCCUAAUUAUCAAACCACGAUUAUUGACUCAUCAACCAUCGAUAUUCCCACAAGCCGUGCUGUUCACGAAUACGUUAAACUGAAGCUUCCGAACUUUGAUUUUAUCGAUGCUCCAGUCAGCGGUGGUGUUGCCGGCGCAAGAAAGGGAACAUUGUCCUUCAUGCUUAGUAGAAACACUCAUGAAGAUGUCUCACCUGCACUCACAACACUCUUGAACAAAAUGGGUAAAAACAUCUUCCCUUGCGGUGCCCAACAUGGUACUGGUCUUGCUGCUAAGCUAUCAAACAACUACCUCUUGGCCAUUACCAAUUUGGCCACUGCAGACUCUUUCCAAUUAGCCAAGGCUUUUGGAUUGAACUUGCAGAACUAUGCAAAAUUGGUUGCUGUCUCCACAGGGAAAAGUUGGGCUUCAGUUGACAAUUGCCCCAUCGAAGGUGUUUAUCCUGAAAACAACUUACCUGCUGAUGUUGGUUUUCAAGGUGGUUUCAUCACCAAGUUGACCAGAAAAGAUGUCGUGUUAGCCACUGAUUGUGCUAAGGAGCAAAACAGAUUUCUCUUCCUCGGUGACAUUGGAAGACAAUGGUACGACAAGGCCUGUGAAAGAGAGGAUAUUGCUCAAAGAGAUUUAGGUGUGCUUUACGAAUGGCUCGGGGACUUGGAACAAAGACCAAAUGGUGACAUUGUUGACGUCAAACAAUAA
Messenger RNA from Lodderomyces elongisporus, 1101 nucleotides. RefSeq names its product Hpd1p (gene HPD1). The record is from RefSeq and is a predicted model, not a curated record. Gene Ontology annotation, cellular component: mitochondrion. Gene Ontology annotation, biological process: L-valine catabolic process. Gene Ontology annotation, molecular function: NAD binding; NADP binding; 3-hydroxyisobutyrate dehydrogenase activity. The transcript has a single exon. Lineage: Eukaryota; Fungi; Ascomycota; Pichiomycetes; Serinales; Debaryomycetaceae. Bases 1 to 1101 code for a protein of 366 amino acids.